Molecule: messenger RNA, 775 nt
Organism: Salvia miltiorrhiza (redroot sage)
Lineage: Eukaryota; Viridiplantae; Streptophyta; Magnoliopsida; Lamiales; Lamiaceae
Product: methionine aminopeptidase 1A-like
Exons: 8
Coding region: 1-741 (246 amino acids)
Source: RefSeq, a predicted model, not a curated record
AUGUACUUCCCGAGACCUUACCAGGAUUUGCCACCAACAAGACAGUUGGAGGUUACUAUCGAUCUAGAACAUGGAUCAGCACCAGUGUCGAUGGUACCCUACAGAAUGGCACCUAAGGAGCUACAAGAGCUGAAAAUUCAGCUACAAGAACUGCUCGAGUUAGAUUUUAUCAGACCUAGUAAUGAGCAAGAGCACCAACAACAUGUGAGAGUAGUGUUGGAAACGCUUAGAGCUGAGAAGCUUUUCGCCAAAUUCACCAAGGGUGAAUUUUGGUUGAACGAAGUAACGUUCCUAGGACAUAUUGCUUCAUCCAAAAGGAUUAAGGUUGACCCCGCCAAGUCACCGCCGUAUCCAAUAUCACAGAAACGUAUAGUACCUGCCCAUAUUGAGCAACCUGACUGUGCAAUUGAUGGAAUUCCUAAAAUUGAGCCCAAUAGUGAUCUGCAACAUGUUGUGGAGGUAACUCCAGAGCAAAUUGAGAGAAUGAGAGAAACUUGCCGGAUUGCAAGAGAAGUUUUGGAUGCUGCUGCUCGGAUUGUAAGACCUGGAAUUACUACUGAUGAAAUUGAUGCUGUUGUUCAUGAAGCAACUAUUGCUGCUGGAGGAUAUCCAUCUCCUUUAAAUUAUCAUUUCUUUCCAAAGUCUUGCUGCACGUCAGUAAAUGAAGUUAUCUGCCAUGGGAUUCCUGAUGCAAGGUAUGUUGUGAACUCAAGCAAGAAAUAUAUGUACAAUAGCUGCUAAUGUGUAGCACAUACUUUUGUAUAGCCAUUGAAAU